Eriocheir sinensis (Chinese mitten crab) is the source of this 7416-nucleotide messenger RNA. Its product is annotated as probable methyltransferase-like protein 25. The record is from RefSeq and is a predicted model, not a curated record. The coding region runs from base 2867 to 6466 and encodes 1199 amino acids. The transcript has 9 exons. Lineage: Eukaryota; Metazoa; Arthropoda; Malacostraca; Decapoda; Varunidae.
CAAAAGUGGUUCACACGGAAAUCCUCCCACCUCCCAUAAUUAAUCACAAGUAACUCCCUUCUGGUCACAAACCUCGGAACGAGUGUUCACUUGUCCUGAAGCCUUACCAUCCGGGACCAGCGCUCGGGAAUAUAGACUACUACCACGCUACCACAUGCCAUCAGUGUUCGUCAAAAAGGGGAUGUAUAGCGAGUAACAAACCCACGCUACACUUAUUUGGAAAAAAGGUGAUUUAGGCAAUGCAAAGAACUUCAAUAAUAGGUUACCAAUCCCCUACUGAUGCUUGAACCCAAUCAGUCGUGUUGGCCACGUUGAAGUUUUUGUGUGGAUGACUAAUAUAAUGCAUGCAGUCAACAUAAAUAUUAGUUUACAAGAAGAGCAAAAACAAUGUAAAUCACUACGUGUAGAAUAAGUUAGUUUCAAGUUUUAACUAGUUACUCAUCUAAUUGAUUCGUUUUCUUUUUAAAUCUUAGAUUUAGAAUAUGGUUAAUUCUUUUGAUGGGUAACCAAACGAAAUAUAUGAAAAGAACCUACAUUUUUCGGUUUUAUUUCAUGAUGACUAACUUGUUAUUACCCAAUCUACUGAAAAAAUAGUUUGUAAGGAAUAACCUAUCAUACAUGCUAUAUAGAGUAUGUAACACUCAAAUCACGCUCCCACCUGACUCUGCUCCCACCCCUCAGCCGGUGCCGUCGUCUGUUUGUUUACACACGGCCGUCCGCCGCGGUGCUCGCCCCUCGCCGCUGAGUCUGAGGACAUAUUUUCCAUCCGCUCGGACAACAGACAACUCUCUUCCGGUUGGAGGUAAACGGCCAGUAUGACACCGCCUUUAGUGUGCGUAGUGAAGUAUCUAAUGUAAAGAAGAACCAAGCGAUACAAAGCGGAACAGGUCAAAAGAAGCAACAGCCGGCCAGUGGACAGCACCACAGGUUCAGCAGGGCAGCAUGAGUGGCAAGGGCGAGCAGGAGUAAACUGCUGCAGGGGGCACAAGGAUCAAUGGUCCUCAUCAACCUGCUUCUGGCAACUCUUGCUGCAUAAGAGGAAAUUUGAGUGUCGAGUGUGGAAAAGGAUUCACCUCAAAGAAUGGCCUCAGAUGUCACACCCUUACACACGUGCAAAGAACUACGAAUGCCAAAAACCUGGAAUAAAGUUCAACAAGAGUGACCUUGAUACACACCCAUACAUGCAGUGGUGUAAAGAAUUAUGAAUAUAGGGAAUGGAAUUUUUUUUUCAGCCAUAAGUAUCUCCUUGAUAGACGCUUCUUAAGAACACAGUGAAAAGAACUAUGAAUGUAAGGAAUAUGGAAACAUGUUUACCCAAAAGACAGACCAUGACAGACACUCUUAGGUACACUUAUGUAAUGAACUAUGUAUGCCAAGAAUGUGGAAAAAAGUUUAGCCAGAAGAGUAGUCUUUCCAGGCACUCGUACACUCAGAAUGUGGAAGAAAGUUUUCCCAGAAGAGUGACCUUGAUACACACUGAUGUAAAGAACUGCGAAUGCAAAGAAUGUGGGAAAAUGUUUAGUCACAAGUAUCACCUUAGUGCACACCCCCUUACACACUCUGGUGUAAAGAACUAUAAAUGGCAAGGAUGCAAAAAAAUGUUUAGCCUGAAGAGUGCCCUUGCUGUACACAUUCUUACACUACUGCAAAGAACUAUGAGUGCCAAGAAUGUGGGAAAAAGUACAAGUUAAAGACAUAUCUUGACAGACACAGUUGUACACACAGUGGUAUAAAAAAUCAUGAGUGUGAAGAGUGUGGUAAAAAAAAUUCAGUUUGAAGGAACUACUUAAACACAUUCACAGAUGGCACUAGCCUUAGAGUUCAAGUGUGAUGUUUGUGGCGAGUUCUUAAACAAAGGGUGAAGUAAAAAAAAAACCAUAGGAGGCACACUGACCUUAGAGUAAGUGUAUCUAUUAGUAUUUCCAUGAGAGCCCAGUAAAUGGAUGAUAUAGAAUUUAAUGUAGCUAUCUUACCCGAGGUUAAUACUUACAUUGUGUUGUAUUUUGAUCUCUGAAUGCAAUCCAGUAACUAAUGGCCACUGGAAAAUUAAAGAAACUUAGAUGUAAAAUGUUUAUGAAUGCAGCCUAGGACAGAGCAUUUUGGCAGAGGGGGGGCAGCUGAGAAUAGAUUGGGUUAGAUUUGUUAAGUUUCAUUUCGUUUAGUUUCAUUUCGUUUAACAUCCGUUUUCACUCUUCCUGAGCAGUUGGACACUUUAUGGCUCUCCUCCAUUCUCUGAAAUUGAACCAUUUUCAGUUUUUGGCAUAAGAUUUUUCAGAUGCAUGCCCUUGCUUACCCAAUCACCUAUUUUAAGUGUUGGCCCUAGCAUAUGCCUGAAUGAAAAAGACAAACCCUACAAGGCAGCAGGGGGCUAGAGGUUUACCACCCACUAUUUCACCCAUUGCUGGGACUGGAUGGCCAUUGACUCUGAUAAACAUGAGUUCAUCUGCCCAUAGAAUGGUCUUGUUUUUAAUCCACCUGGGGGUCCAGCACAACCUCCUCACUGGUCCAAGACAAAACCAGUGGGGUCGCCGGUUUAGUCGCCGACUGCCUGACCAUGCGGCUGGUUGUACUGGAGUACAUGUUACCAGUAGCCGAGCACUACCUACACUUCACGCUGUCCCGUUGUUGUUAGUGGCGCUGGAGUAGGCAAUAGUAAUCUGCAUAUUCCCCUUAACAUUUGUAAUUGCUCUCACUAUGUAGUCCUUAUUAUGUUAAUUCUCAUUUCCCUGUUCUAUUGCUUUUCUCCUGGUUUUCUAUACUUCUGUGUUUGUCUCCUUUUUGUCACCAACCCCAUGCUGAGACUAUUGUAAGGUAACCCCCAUGACCACACCCACCCACCAGUGACUCUCCUCAGUUCACCACCACGAUGGACUCCCUGGAGCAGGUUAACGAGGCCCAGGAGAAGGUGGUGGCAUUCCUGGCCCCCUUGGUGCCUUUGGUUGGGUGCCAUAUGGUGGACUUCCUGACCCUGGGGCACUGGGACACCCUCCUGCCCCCUCAGCUACAGCAAGACCUCCUCAGCCUUCCCUUAGAUACCCUCCACCUCCUCCCCUCUGCUGCCCUACCUCAUGCCCCUGACAAGAGAACACAUGACAGUGACGAGCCCUGGAGUCUCUCAUCCUCCGAUCUUUCUUCCUUCCUGUCUCAGGUGCGCAGACACCUCCCGGCGGCCCUUGGGGUGACGACGCCCGCUGAACAGAUUUUGGGAGAGUACGGGUCGGCUGAGAUCAACGUCCUGGCCAUGAAGGGAAUAAUGUCCCUCAAGAAGACUCACGAGGUGGAUACCAUGGCGCAGGUCAUCGCUCGGCUGGCUAAAGGGCUUGGUGUGGGGUGGCUGGUGGACCUGGGCAGCGGUCGAGGGUACCUGAGCACAUCCCUGGUCCUGCAGUACGGCCAGAGUGUUGUGGCAAUCGACUCCAGCACCGCCAACACCACCUCCGCUCUCGUCCGCAACACCAAGCUGAAGAGGUGGUGGGACAACCUGCGGCGGACUUGGGUGGACCAGGCAGAGGGGCGGGCGGUGAAGAAAGGGAAGAAGGCACGCAGGAGAAAGACUCCCAGCAACCCACAGCAGCAGCAGAGGCAACAACAGGAAGACAGAGAAGACACUCAUCAGGGAGACAGAAAAGAUGAAUUGAAACAGGGAGACAGGGAAGGCAAGAAUCAGGGAGGCAGAACAGAGAACAGCAACCAGGAAGAAAGAGAAGAGAGAAAUCAGGGAACCAGAGAAGAGGACAGGAAGCAGGAAGAAAGAGAUGGCAGGAAACAAGAAGACAGAGAAGAAAAGGACAUGAACCAAGAAGACAGAAAACAAGGAAAUGUAGACCAGAAAUACAGGAAUGAAGACAAAGAACAAGAAAAUGGAAGCCAGAUUAUCAGGAAACAAGAAAAUAUGAACCAAGGAGAGAGAAGACAGGGGAAUACUCAAACCCAGGAAGAGAGACAGGAAGAAAAGGCAAAACAAGAAAAACAGGGAAGUACUCAAAGCCAGGAAGACAGGAAACAGGAAAGAAAACAGGAGGACAAGGGAAAGGAAGACAUGACCCCCCAGAGUAAAAACAGCAGUGAAGGUCAAUCAGCUCACCCCAUUGGCCACUACAUCGGGGUCACCAAGUUCAUCACGGAGGACACUGACUUACUGGAGGUGGUCAGGAGUGCCAUCAGGUCAGAGACUGUCAUGGAAGGAGGCGGAAACAGAGAUGAGAGUGGUGUAGCGAAGAAUGACAGCGGUGUGGGUAUGGAUGACAAAACGCAGCCUUGUGCCUCCUCCGAUACCACCUCCAUUGACGCAAGACACAUCAGCAACACAGCUAAUAAGACAACGGGCAUUUACUCUCCUCAUGUCACCUCCACAACACACACAAACACUAGAAAACAAGUGAAUAUAGAGACCUCAAGAGACCAUGACAUUUUCCCUCUCACCACAACACACACCAACACCACAGUUACGAACACAAACACUACACCACCGCCAGGUACAGGCAACACAACAGACCGCCACAAUACACCCUACACCACCUCCAACACAAAUGGUAAACCACCAUCACCAUUACCGCCAGAUUCGCCGCUGGACCUCACCUCAAUGUUAAUCGUGGAUGAGGCGUCAACUCUCGGUCUGGUUGGGCUUCACACGUGCGGUAACCUUGCCUCCAGCAGCCUCAGGUUAUUCGUAUCCGACCCGAGAGUGGCCUUCCUGUGUAAUGUGGGCUGCUGUUACCACUUGCUGGAGGAGGAAUUCUCACGGAACACUUACAAUCAACAGAAAAUACAAGUAGAUGAUGGAUUAAGUGAGAAAGUGGAGUGUGAGUGUGUAUCAGAAUGCAGGAAUGAGGUUGAAGUUUUAGCAGCAAUUGAACAAGAAAAUUAUGCCUUCAAGCCUUCCACAGAUGAUAUGGAACUAAAGAAGAAAAUAAAUAAAUUAACCCAAAAAGAUGAGUGUGUAUCAAGUUGUGAGAAUAAGGUAGAAGAUUUAGAGGGAAUUAAACAAGUAAAUUAUGCCUUUAAGUCUUCCAAAAGCCACACAGAGCAAGUAGAAAAAACCUUAUUAACUCACAAAGGAAAUAGUGAAGAAAGACGUGUGGAAGAGACAGGAGUUUUUGCAGCAGUUAAGGAAGAAAAUAAAUCCUUGAUGUCUUCCAAAGGUCACAUGGAGCAGGAAGAAAAAACAAUUAGACAAACUCACAAGGAGGAGAAGAGGUUAUCAGGCUAUGAGGAAGAGAUGAAAGUUUUAGAAAUCAAGCAAGAAAAUGGUGCUAUAGAGUCUUCCAUAGGUCACUUAGAAGACGAUAAAUGCAGAACGAAGUCUUUGUCACCAGUAAAUAAAGAGAUAAGUGCUGAGGAACAUGAAGAAACUGAGCGAUCUUCAGCCCUGAUCGAAGAUGAUUGCAGUUUUUCAAAGUCUUCCACGAGCAACACAGAGGAAAGGGAAAGGACCAACAUCACUGGUGCCACGUUACUGACAAGUGAAAAAGAGGAAAAGCGCAGUAAUAAAUCACCACUGCAAACAUCAUCACCAUUAGAAUCUCACUCACCACCCGACACAAGAGAGAGGACACACAAAGGCAACCGUUCAUCACCACCACCAUCACCACCUCUUCAAGACCACACAAAAGAGGAGGACGAUAUUAACUCACCACUACAAAAACCUUCAUCACCAUUAUCACCACCCACCACAAAAACGAAGACAUGCAAAACUAACCCUUCACCACCGCCAUCAUCACCACCUCUUCAAAACCACACAGUACUCACCAAAAACAAUAUUAACUCACCACAGCAACCACCCUCAUCAUCACCAUCAUCACCACACACCACAAAAACAAAGAUAUGCAAGACUAACCCAUCAUCACCCAGGGCACAGGAUGGGGGUGGGGAGGGGGAUAUUGAUCCUCUCCACCCCUCCCUGAUCCCCAACCUCGGUCACGGCUUCCCCCUCAGCAGCUUCCUCAGGUCCAAGAGGUUCGCCCUAGGGAGGAAUAGCCGCAUGUUGUCCUCGCAGGCGGCCGAUCGGCUCACCCAGGGGAACAUUGGUGGUGCGGACUCCCUCUACUGGCGUGCGCUGCUUCAGGUAGUGUUGGUGGACAGGUUGGGGGAUGUGUCGCACCUCUCACAUGUGGGCCGCCUCUCUGCCAAAUGUCACACCUUCCCAGAGUAUGCGCAGGCGGCUCUUGCUAGGCUUGGGGUGUCCUUGGAGGUAACCGAGGAGGAGCUGCAGGAGUAUGACAGGAGCCACAGCAGCAGCAAGGAUCGGCUGGAGAGGUUCUUCCUGCUGCGUGCCUCUCUCGCAGCAGUGGUGGAAGGGGCUGUGUUGCUUGAUCGUCUGGCCUUCCUCUGUGAGCAGGAUAAUGUGUCGGCCUUCCUGGUGCCAAUGUUUGACCCCGUGACCUCCCCCCGCUGCCACGCCCUCAUUGCUGUCAGGAGGAGGGAGAGGAGCACAGCCUCGGACACACUCACACGGGGGAAGGAAUGAGGGAAGUCAAUCAUCACUCACACACUUUGUUACACACACUUAAUUAUACUCAUACACACUUAGUUAUGCACACACACUAUACAUUCAUAUGCACUCUUAUACACUCUCAUACAGUAGACUGCUCUGUUAUACACUUUUAAAGCACUCAUACUUUCUGAUACACUCUCCUAUACACUAAUACACUCUUACACUCCGAUACAUUUAUAUAAUCUUUCUUACACACUCUUCACACUAAUACCAAAGGAUUGAGUGCCAUUUUAAAGGUGUUCGUUACAAUUAUAAUCUUUUUUAACCCUUUGUGUCCUUCAAUGCCUCAAAAACUCCAGAUUUCUCCACCUUACAAUGAGACUCAAAUUAACCUACCUUCUCCUCUUUGUUCUUUUCUUUGUCUUCAUUAAGCAUCCUUAUUUCCCUCAUGGAGUUGGAUGGGCUAUGAGUCUUUCCCAUUCUUGAUGAUCAUAGACUCUCCUCCCUGAUGUUCAUCCUUUCCAUUUCUUCCUCUACACACCAUUUCCAGGUCUUCUUUGGCAUUCCAUCUUCCUGAAAAAAUAGUUCCAAAAAAAAUUAAUCCCUCUAAAAACUGCAUUGAUCGUCACUUUGCUGCAGCAGGAGUGAACUGAACACAACCACGAGUAUGUCCAAAAGUGCUUUAAUAUUCCUUUAGGUCACUCAAGUGGCUGAGGAAUCUAUUAAAUCACUAAAGCAGGCAAUCUCGUAAUGAGCCAACAGACUUUCUGCUGCCUGCUUGUCCAUGUUGCCGUGUUUCCUUCUUUCCCUCUAUCUUACCUCCUUAGUUUCCUCCAUACCACCUCUUCCUCAUGUUCUUCCUUCUACCUCCUCCUCCUCCUCCUCCUCCUUCAUGAGUAGGUCAGUAUGUACAGUGCCAAGGUUUAAUUCCCACCUCCUGGUUUGUUUUUUGUUGUGGAAAUAAAAGUGGAGUGAUAAUUUGA